Pectinophora gossypiella (pink bollworm) is the source of this 1085-nucleotide messenger RNA. RefSeq lists its product as uncharacterized. Gene Ontology annotation, molecular function: zinc ion binding; nucleic acid binding. The transcript has 2 exons. The coding region runs from base 91 to 954 and encodes 287 amino acids. The record is from RefSeq and is a predicted model, not a curated record. NCBI's taxonomy places the organism in Eukaryota, Metazoa, Arthropoda, Insecta, Lepidoptera, Gelechiidae.
CUGAGUGCACGUCGUUUGUUUUUCCGUCGAUUCCCGAACAUACCAUUUGGCAACGAGCGCUGGAGACCGGAUAUUGAAGAAGAAAACAAGAUGUCUUCUUCUUUCAUUGGAACCCUAGGAUGUUUCGACCACAAAACCAUGGAUUGGACUAUUUUUUACGGGAGGUUGAAGAUGUUUCUAGAACUCAACGACAUCGAUGAAAAAAAACAUUGUGCGGCAUUGUUGACGAAUUUGUCCGAAGAUUCAUAUAGAUUGCUAUGUAAUUUAAUACAUCCCAAGACAAUCGAAAAUGCGAAGUUCAAUGAGUUAGUCGACGCAUUUAAAACCCAUUUCACUCCGAAAAGGUCUACAUUUGCUGAUCGAGAUAAGUUUUAUGAAGCGAGGAAGGUAGACAGCGAGAGUGCGGAAGAAUGGGCGGCGCGGUUAAGGGGGCUAGCUGUGUACUGCGGAUUCGGUUCGGAACUGAACACUCUGCUACGGGAUCGUUUUGUUCUAGGAUUUAAGUCGGGACCGGAACGGGAUCGUCUGAGAGAACAAGACCUCACAACGCUAACGUUCGCGAAAGCGUUGGAAAUCGCUCAACAAGUAGCCUGUGUGAAGCAAGUUAAAGAAAACGAGUCCGUCGUAGUGAAGCAGGAGCCACUGUACCGGGCGAGCGUGGCGUAUGGUAGCGGCAGUGCCAAGGGCGCCGGCGCCGGCGGCAUCCGACGCGAGCGCGACGACGCCGUGGCCCGGUGUACAGUGUGCGGCCUCAAAAACCACGUAGCGGAGAAGUGUCGGUAUAAAAACUACAGGUGUAAUAAAUGCCACAACAAAGGACACUUGAAAAAAAUGUGCGAACUUAAGGUGAACAGUAUUGGUGUUGAAUCAUCUCCUGCAUCGGCGGAGGAAGAGGCGCACGGCAGCCACGACUGCGAGGAGUGUCGAUUAUUUAAUCUAAGGUUCCCAAACUAGGGGAAGAGGGAUGAUAUGUAUGCAGAGUUAGGUAUAAGCUGUGUGUAAUGUACAUGUGUGCAAGCGCCGCGGCGCGCAUGCGCUCGCGGGCGCCCUCUAUUGGUCAGUAAUAAAUUAACCUUUGAACUGAG